CCCGGCCCCAGCCCUAGCGAUGUGUUUGUCAUCGAAAGUUGCUUUAAACUUUUUGGGGUGCCGUUGCGAGGAGCGAGGCGGUGUAGGGUCGCACAGCCCUGCCCUGUGCACCGGCAGAACGGCGCUGCUUGGCUGCGGCUGUUUAUGCAACCUGCGGGGAGAAGAAGGAGGCAGGCGGCUGUGUCCAGAGCAGAUGGGCUUGUUUAAUACUAAUGGGCUUACUUAGUGUAGAGCAAGAGGGAUGCUAGCACUCUCCGAGUGAAAAUAAUGCUGCAUCGUGUGUUUAAAAGUCAUUAUGGCUGUCCCGGAUUUGUAUUUCCUGUGUCUGUGGCUGCCGGAGACCUCAUUUGGAUAAUUAAAUGUCGUGGUGAAAUAGGAGAAUGAGGACAGGAGAGUGCUUGCCACCUUUCCUCUGCCACAGGGGUCUGGCAGCCCCUUCUGACAGCGAUGGGGAGACCCUCUGUGUUGGGCAGUGCCAGAGUCUGUCCCAGCCAUCCCCUUCUACCUGAAAGGACAAUAAAAGUGCUUUUGAUGCCUUUGCUACAAGACCUAUGUGAAUAACCUCAUUGUCUAAGUAGGGACAGAUUCUGCAUCACACAUGAACUACGACAACCCUCCACCCUACACUGGCCCGGGCCCCACCGCCCCAUACCCACCCUAUGCACAGCAGCCGGGGGGCCCUCCCGGCCCCCACCCGGGCAAUCCUCCCGGGCCCUACCCACCAGGCCAGCCGGGUUACCAAGGCUAUCCCCCCUAUGGAUGGCAGAACGCGCCUCCGCCUCCAGGACCAAUCUAUGCAGAUGGGCCUAAAAACACAGUGUACGUGGUGGAGGACCGGCGGAGGGAUGACUCCGGCGAGAGUGCCUGCCUGACGGCGUGCUGGACCGCGCUGUGCUGCUGCUGCCUCUGGGACAUGCUGACCUGACCACGCGCAGCCGCCUCCAGAACCUCUCGCCGAGUGCUAUGCAGGCUCCCCACUCCUGCCCUAACUCCUUUCUGUUACUGUAAUCAACACUCUGCUUUGCACAGCCAAGAGUUCCCGUCUGUCAGUCCUAGCGCCUUGUUGGGGUGGGGGGUGCACUCCUUUAGUAAAGGAAAAAGAAGAAAAUCCCUUUUUAACAUUUCUAAGACUUUUGUUGUAACUUUGAAGAAUGUGCUAAUGGUGUAUUUCAGCCAAAGGCAUUCCUAUGAAAUGUAUAUUUAUCAGUUGAAAUUUUCCUAGUCCUAGAAAUGAAGAUGUAUGCAAUAAUUAAAGCCAACAGUUGAUUUUCUCCACCA
Molecule: messenger RNA, 1278 nt
Organism: Strigops habroptila (Kakapo)
Lineage: Eukaryota; Metazoa; Chordata; Aves; Psittaciformes; Psittacidae
Gene: CYSTM1
Product: cysteine rich transmembrane module containing 1
Exons: 3
Coding region: 599-925 (108 amino acids)
Cellular component (GO): extracellular exosome
Source: RefSeq, a predicted model, not a curated record